AUGUGCAAAGCCAUCGUCCGUCAUAUGACGGACAUCAUUAGAGCGAGAAGGGUCAAAAGCAAUCCGCCGUCGUCUUCGUGUGGGAUCGAGCUUCGAAUCUCUUCACCCAACACUUUCGCCCGAAAUGAAAGCAAGCUCAACAUUGCUUCCGGCGUUCGCAGGGCCUCUCUGCCUUCAGACACACGCCGUUGCGUCAACUGUACCAACUGUGGAAGACCUGUCUCCGAGGCAGCCCUUAAGCGUUUAGUACCGGAAGUGGUCAGGUGGAGAUUGUUUGAGCGUCGUUUCCUGUCGCGCCGGCGACGAUUCCUGGCCCGGCUGUCUCUAAGCCUCGUCCAUAAAUGGAGCCAGGCAUUCGCGUCCACCGGCUUCAACCUCAAGUCUGGCCGCCAACCGGGUCGGGCCGAGCGCAGGCAUUGCCAGCACAAGAAAGGAAAGUAUGAAAGCAAUAAUGGAUCCAGCCGAGAGCCGAGUUAUGUCUCCAUUCGUAAAGUCUGUCUUGGCCAUUUUGUCAGAAGGCAGCUGGCGAAAGUGGAAAAUCGCGCCCAUUCAAAUGGAGCACAAGACAAGUUGAUGCUCUGCGAGCAUCGUCCGUAA
Protopolystoma xenopodis is the source of this 597-nucleotide messenger RNA. The record is from the annotation of a GenBank genome assembly. Lineage: Eukaryota; Metazoa; Platyhelminthes; Monogenea; Polystomatidea; Polystomatidae.